GGCACGCCUUGUUCAGUUCAGUAAGUUAAUAAUCGUCGCCUGAGUAAGAUGUCGCACUUUCCGCCGCACUACAUUCCACCGACGGGUCACGGCACACCCCUACCGCACAACCCACACGAGGGUCCCAUAUCGAGCACAGUGUUUCCUCCGGAUAUGAACCCGAACUAUCCGCACCAGCCAAUCGGAGUGCACCACCCGCCGGGAGGAGUUCACCCACCGGGCCACUAUCCACCACCACAUCUGAUGCCGCCGCCAAUCGAUCCACAACCUCCACACUAUCCACCCGGCCAUUAUCCACCAGGGCACUAUCCACCAGGACACUACCCACCGCACUAUCCGAUGCCGCACGAUCAAGCUGUUGCUUACGGAGGACCUAAAGCACCAUUCAAGAAAUAGCCCACAUAUGUAAUGACAUUGUGUUUUGUUAGUGGUUAAGGCCUUAUUACAUCAUCCACAAAAAAAGUAGUGUAGCUCAGUAGUUCAUAUUUACAAAAUUAUCCAUGAAAAUAUACAUAGGUUCAUCAAAAGUUGCCAAAUAAAAUUUUAUGUUUAGUGUAAGCACCAAAUUGUAUAUAAGUAUCAAAAGUAAAAGAGCGUAUACCUACUAAGUGCAAAGAAAAUAUGUGACGAAUACUGCUUGAGUCUGCGCAUAGUUACUAUGAACUCAAGAAGGAUGGUUCCGAUCAUUUUAGUAAUUUGGAUUCGAUUAUUACGUAGUUUGUCAAUAUUCAUUUCAAAAUGCGUUGAAUACAACUGUGAUUUACAGUUCGUUGUUUGAAUUCCACUAGUUACGGAACUAAAGCGCUAGUUAC
Messenger RNA from Armigeres subalbatus, 812 nucleotides. RefSeq lists its product as uncharacterized. The transcript has a single exon. The record is from RefSeq and is a predicted model, not a curated record. NCBI's taxonomy places the organism in Eukaryota, Metazoa, Arthropoda, Insecta, Diptera, Culicidae. The coding region runs from base 49 to 396 and encodes 115 amino acids.